Stereum hirsutum FP-91666 SS1 is the source of this 1437-nucleotide messenger RNA. Its product is annotated as O-methyltransferase. NCBI's taxonomy places the organism in Eukaryota, Fungi, Basidiomycota, Agaricomycetes, Russulales, Stereaceae. The coding region runs from base 1 to 1437 and encodes 478 amino acids. The transcript has 11 exons. Gene Ontology annotation, molecular function: O-methyltransferase activity. The record is from RefSeq and is a predicted model, not a curated record.
AUGUCUGAACCCUCCAGCCAUCCCAUUACGCCUCUUCGACGCCUCGCUUCCAUCAUAGUCUCCUCAAUCGAAUCUCUCGAACAUCGUUUUGCUGUCGAAUCGAUCGAAUUUCCAUCUCUGGACGAGCCGUUUGAUCCCUCGUCAAAAGCGGAGGAAGUUUUACUGGAGCCCGAUAUGACGAUGAACGUGUCUGUCAUCGUAGCGGCGGCAGCGCAGUUAAUGGCGACCGUAAGGAGGCCAACUCAGACUGUCAUUGACCAUGGAUUAUCAUUCAACGACGCCACUUGUCUUAGGGUCGCAAUAGAGAGUAAUCUACCUGAGAUUGUGCGCGAAGCAGGUCCUAAGGGCAUUCAUGCCAAUGAAGUGGCGGUAAAGAGCAAGACUGAUCCGCUCAAAGUCGUCCGCAUCCUUCGUUUCCUCGCCAACAACCACAUCUUUCGAGAGCUUUCUCCUGAUGUAUUCGUGUCCAAUCGUCUGUCGUCGGUCCUUGAUUCGGGCAGGUCUUUCGAAGUUAUCAGCAACAAGCCCGAGGAGAAGUACAUCGGUAUGAAUGGCGUCGCUGCUGCGAUCACUGUGUCAGUCGAUGAAAGCAUGAAAGGAUGCACCGUCCUUCCCGAUAUGUUCAUAGACCCUGUAACGACAUACUCCUUCGCACCCGAGGAUAGUCCUUUCAGCGUAGCGCAUAACACAACCCUGCCACUUUUCCAGUGGUACGAGCUUCCGGAAAAUAAUUGGCGCUCUAGCAGGUUUGCCAUUGCCAUGACGGGGACGGUUGAGAUGGAAUCCCCCAGUUCGAUUUUGAAAGGAUUCCGAUGGCAGGAUCUACCGGAGGGUGCCAAGGUCGUGGAUGUCGGCGGUGGAGUGGGGUCUUCAUCAAUGUUAAUCCUGCAGGCGAACCCGCAUUUGAACGUUGUCGUCCAGGAUAGGCCGGCGACGAUCGCGGACGCAGAAUCGUAUUGGAGCGAGAGGAUGGCAGAAGCGUUGAAAAGCGGGCAGACCGCACUUCAAGUUCAUUCGUUCUUAGAACCUCAACCGAUCCACGAUGCCUCUGUCUUCAUACUCCGCCACAUCCUUCAUAACUGGGCGGACCCCUACUGCAAAACUAUCCUCAAGCAUCUUCGAGAUGCUGCGUCUCCGGAGACCAAGCUCGUCAUUGUAGACCCUCUCAUACCCUACACCUGCCAUGGAACUAGUUUUCUAGAGAAUAUUCAGGGUGCCGAACUGUCAGAGAAUAUUCCGAAGGAGUUGCUGCCUAGUCUAGGAAGGGCGAAUAAUUAUGCGUUCCAGGUUGAUUUCCAGAUGUAUGCCUACUUCAACAGCCAGGACCGGACAGUGGGACAUUUUGUUGAUCUUGCCGCCGCGACUGGGUGGAAGGUUGUGCAGGUUCAUCGCAUCCCUGGAACACCAAUAGGUCAGAUUGUUGCGGUGACUGCGUAG